AUGACAAUUAGGAAUGCAAAGGAUAUGCCCAGGCUGUGGAAGAAAACAAUGAGGGGAAAUAUGACCACGGAGAGCCCGCGAAACAUGUUGAUGAUAUUGAUGAGGAUAGACCGUCUACGUACACUGUUGAACCCAGAAUCGCCGACGAGACUUCGUUCAAGCGUCACUGUUCCGGAAGGAAAAUUAUGUAAUAUAAGGGAGGCCUCACCUCCCGCUUUGGAGCACCUUUCCAUGUUAUACGGCUCAGCAGCCACGCCUGCGGCCACCUGA
Molecule: messenger RNA, 270 nt
Organism: Necator americanus (New World hookworm)
Lineage: Eukaryota; Metazoa; Nematoda; Chromadorea; Rhabditida; Ancylostomatidae
Exons: 3
Coding region: 1-270 (89 amino acids)
Source: RefSeq, a predicted model, not a curated record